AUGUCGUCGGUAACUUCAACGCCUCAAGCUUCGGUAUCUGAGGCUCGUAUACUCGUACAGGGUCUCAUUAGACAAGACACACCCGACGAUGAAGCCCAACGAAAGUUAGACAAGACCAUCGAAACGAUCAAGAGAUAUCUCUCAAGCCGCCAUCGGGAAUCCAGUUUUGACCUUCCACUCCAUCACGAACUGAUACACUCCAGACAGAUCACUCGGCUUCUUGACAACGCUGGAGCGAGAUACUACUUCCACGAAGAUAAUCUCUUUAUUUAUGCAUUGCCUACUUCUAUCCAUGAGGCCUUGGGGUCAUUUAUUAUUUCGUGCUUCUCGAGACUGAAGAACGAGAUCCUUACGCCGGAAGAAGGGAGAAAUCUCCAUUGCGGAGCUCCCUCACUGCAUCUUGAUGGUAAAAUAAAAGGCAAAGGCACCAAGCGUCAGGCAUCAAACAAAUCCCCCGACCUUUCAUUUACGUUCUGGGACCCACGGGCAUGCCGUCGCUACCGUACCGUUAUGUUUGAAUCGGCCUUCAGUGAAACAUAUGAUGAUCUUAUACGGGAUAUGAAGCAAUGGCUCCUCCAUGGUCGUGGCCAAGUUCAGCUUGUUAUCCUGGCAGAUUGCAAUGAGGAUAAGAAACAGCUAUUGAACCACCAGAAGAGUGAUUCAUUUAGAGCCUGUGCCGCUAAGAUUGUGAAGGGCUUCGGGGACCCGCGUGGACAAAGUAAACAUUACGCCACUUUGUCACUGACGGCACGCAACGAUGUUCACCAGGACCAAGCAACAGAGAUCCCCAGCGCCACGAUCAAAGAACUAGAUUAUGAUAUUGUUGAUGUUGUACGAGUCGAGGAUUGGAUCGGUCCAAUCACCGCCGAUUUGGAAUGUUGGGUGCUAAAGGACUCCAAGCCUUAUAGAAGAGGCCGUGUUCGAGUGUUCCCUGAGCUGACCGGAAGCUUACCUCCUAUCUACGCUGGCGAUAUAAUCCCCUUGCCCUGCCAAGAUAGCUUGCCGAAUUUUGAUGCGUCACGAAGGUUCUACUUGGACCCCGAGGAGUUUCGACGUCAUUUACUUCAAGGAAUGCAUGAUGACGCUGUUGAGCGCGCAUAUAAAUUUGCAUGCUCAGAGAGUUGGGAUGAUGAAGAUGGGAAUUAUGAGGAGUAG
Messenger RNA from Aspergillus bombycis, 1155 nucleotides. RefSeq lists its product as uncharacterized. Bases 1 to 1155 code for a protein of 384 amino acids. The transcript has 2 exons. The record is from RefSeq and is a predicted model, not a curated record. Lineage: Eukaryota; Fungi; Ascomycota; Eurotiomycetes; Eurotiales; Aspergillaceae.